This is a messenger RNA of Oncorhynchus mykiss (rainbow trout), 1308 nucleotides long. RefSeq names its product endonuclease domain-containing 1 protein. Gene Ontology annotation, molecular function: metal ion binding; nucleic acid binding; hydrolase activity. The record is from RefSeq and is a predicted model, not a curated record. Lineage: Eukaryota; Metazoa; Chordata; Actinopteri; Salmoniformes; Salmonidae.
GUAAAUGCAGCCAUAGAACAGUUUAUGCAAACCAACCCUCCUUGUUCUAUCUUGACACCUGGAGGAGUUGUCUCUGAAAACGACUGGUCACUGCAACUUCAUCUUUGUCUCUGUGGUGUCUUCAUGUGAUGAUGGGGGUAUUGAAGCAUCUCUCUGCUCUCCUCCUUUUCUCAUCCCUUCAUAGUGCGCUCUCUGAGGUGGUGGUGAAGUUCGAUCCAAAGUGCAAGGGGUUCUUCCUGGAUGAGAAGACUCCAAAUAUUUCGGGUAUUUUGCUUGAUGGGACUGCACAGAACCAUUACAAACCGAUUUGCCAGUUGUUCAACAAUGUCUACCGGUAUGCAACUCUUUAUGACACAGCCAACAGGAUCCCUGUGUUCUCAGCCUACACCUUCAUCGGUACUGGGGGCGACAGCAUCAAAAGACCGGCAUGGAAGAUAGAACCACAGCUGGAUGAAGAGACAGAUCCCAAUAUGGCACUGGCUACCCCGGGAAUCAAUUACCCAAAUCAGGCUGUCAAAGAAGACUAUGUUGGGGCAGAGGACACACACAAGGUGAACAGAGGUCACAUGUUUCCAAAUGAGCAUGCGAGUGAUACAGAAAGCAAGAAUUCCACCUUCACCUUAACCAACUGCGUUCCGCAAGCAGUGUCCUCAAAUGCGUUUAGCUGGUGUAACAUGGAGAAAAGUGUCAAAAAGAUUCUUGAGAACAACUGUAAGGACGCCAACAACAAGAUAAAAGCCUAUGUGGUGACCGGAGCGGUGCCCAGUAACGGCAACACACUGAAGAACCGGGUGAACAUCCCAUCUCACCUGUGGUCUGCCUAUUGUUGUUACAACAGAAACCUGGAGAAGUGGAUGGCCAAGGCCUAUUGGAGCGAGAAUGUUCCAGAGGUGUGUGGGAAAAAAAGGUUGAAACCACUUGCGUUGACAGAUCUGUAUGAAAAGCUGAACGUAAUCUAUCCCGGAGGCGAAGUCAGUGUAUUUCCCCAGCAGUGUUCAAGUGAUUUCCAGCUCAGGUUAGCAGGUGAAUAUUUAGAUUUGGAUGGGAAGGACGGAGGAAGAGAUGGGCAAGAAGAGGAUGAUGAGUGUGCCUGUCCUUCUGGAAAGACUGUGAAACAGGUAGAGAACUGAAUCCAGCUGCCGGACAAAUGCACGAUAUUGACCGCAAAUAGCCUAAAUAGAUAUUGUAUUUGACAAUAAUAAACUGUAAUAAUUUCAAACAUUGAUUACAUAGAUGCAAUCAAGAUGUUUCUGUAUAUAUUAAUGGGAAUAAUUGAGGACUUCCUUGAUUAAAAUAAUUUUACCUGAA